GAUUUGGACGUGUUUUUUCGUGGUGCGCAAAGUCUAUUUAUAAAACGUCGCGUCCGCCAACCAAAAACAAAUUGUGCAAAAGCCCGUUUGGAAGAAAACUGUAUUUCUGUGGUUAACAACGUGAAUGUGAAAAAAAUCUGCGAUGAGCGACGAACUUUACCAGAUCGAAACGCGCCGACGUUCGCGCUCCAAGACGCCAUUCCUCCGCUCCAGCUGCGAUCAUGAGAAUUGCGAGCAUGCGGGGGAAGAGGGGCAUGUUCACCAUAAGAAGAAGAAAUCCUCAAUGGCGCCAAAUGUGCAAACCAUUGUGGAGGAGCACGUGGUGGAGACCCGUACGACAACCACCACAGGAGGCAGCACCAGCGGCAACAGCAGCGGCAACAGUAGCAUCAACAGUCGCAAUAGCAACAACAAAGCCACGCGCUCAAAAGCAUUUACCCAUCUAACCUCUGACUAUUCAAGCGAUGAAACAUCGCCGGAUUACAGACGCAAACAGAUGUCCGGCAGUGCAGCAGCAGGCAGCACGGCAACAUCUACGUCCACGGUGACCAGCAUGUUCACCAGCACCAGCAAGCGAUUGGGCAAUGCUUUAAACAGCAUCACUGCUGUCACUUCCACGCCACGCAGCCAACUGGAGACUAAACAAAAUGUGCUCAACUCAACGCACGAGUUGCAACAACAGCAGAAGCAGCAUCAGCAGCAGCAACAUCAGCAGCGUAGCCGACGCUCUAAUGGUAAUUCGCCGGCUAAUUUAAGCGGCGAUCAUCUGGCCUACAUUGAAUACAGAGAUGCGGGCGAGUACUGGAACAAAACACCGAAAACGGAUUAUACGUACUCGGAGCUGUCGCCGCAUCGGCGCCAGUUGGCGCCAGGGAUUGUGGCGAUGCCGAAUAUGUCGCGUCGCAGCCUGGCGCAUCAUGAUGAACGUGUCGAUUACAUGGUGCGUCAGAAUCCCGCCCAGGAGGAGUUUAUCCGUCGUCGCUAUCAGACGCAGACAACCACAUCACGCCUCAACUACGACUCCGGCGAUGAGGUGGACCAAAUGCACUAUUUUGACCAACAGCAGCAGCAGCAGCAGAGAUGGUGGCUCGCCCGCUUCAUCAGCAUCAUUGUCAGCGGCAUGAGCAACAUGUGGACACGAAUCACAACAAUCGGAAAUGCAUCGGCAUCUUCGGAGUCAGCAGCAUAUCACAACUAUUACGCCAGCAGAAGGCAACAGCAGACGCAGCAUGGAUUCAUCGCUGGCAGCCUGUUGAGCCUGAUGCGCUAUGUUUACCUUGGAAUUGCAUCGGUACUUAGCCUGGACACAUGGCUGCUCCGAUCCAACAGCACUGAGAAUAAGUCCAAGAAGCGCUUCUUGCUCUUUCUACUCAUUCUGCUGCCCCUGCUGCUAUUAACGGCCUGGCUGCAGCUGCCCGAGGAGCGUCGCUUGGAGCAUUUGCAGCGCACUGAGGCGCUGCUGCCACUGAGUCUGCUUGCCACACUGCGUGGCCACUGGUCACACGCUGGCGCUGCUGUCAAAUCGUUGUGGCAGCCACAGGAUGAGGCUGCGGCCAUUAAGCUGCAAAUGGAGCAAGUGCAGCAGAACUUGCAACGGACUCUAACGCCGGAGGAGUAUGGGAAUAUACUGAAUCAUGUCAAUAGCUACGUGCAACAGCUGGUCGAACUAAAGUUGCAACAACAACCGCAACAACAACAAUUGUCUCCGCAGCAAAUACAAAUUAUUGUCAAGUUGAUGCGCGAGAAUCUGGAACAAUUUGCCGAGCAAAAGACGCAGUUCAGUGAACAGCAGCUGGCCGAUUUGGCGUUGCGUUUAAAGUUGCAACUGCAACAGUCGGGCGAGUGGCAAGCAGCGAAUCUACGCUUAAGUCCCGAACAGUUGGCGGAGAUUACGCGACAAAUCAAGGCAGAGUUCAAGCUGGAGGAAACCCAUUAUACACUGCUGCUGGAGCGCAUCGAUGUGCCACAAUUGCUGCAUCGACUGCUGAGCGCACCCGGCCUGGCAACCUUUGUGGAUGAGCGCAUCCAUCUGGCGCUGCUGCAGCAACAGGGACAAACCAGAGUGAGGGAGCAGGCGGAGGAGGGCUCUGGUCAGGCUGCCGUCGAUCAGCUGAAAAGGGAGAUAGCCUUUAUUAAGCUGACGCUGUCGGAUAAGCAUGCGGAGAAUGCGGAUCUACAGCAGUCGAUAAGCAGUCUGAAGCUCAGUCAGGAUGAUUUAUUGGAGCGCAUGCAGCAGCAUGAGCUGGCACAGGAUCAGCGCUUUAGCGGUUUACUCGCCGAAAUCGAGGCCAAGCUGGCAUCGCUAAAUGAUUCACAGUUUGCGUUGCUCAACAAACAGGUGAAACUGACGCUUGUCGAGAUUCUGGGUUUCAAGCAGCAGGCGGCCGGUGGCCAGUUGAAUGAUGUCGAUCUGCAGAGCUGGGUGCGCAACAUGUUCGUGGCCAAGGAGUAUCUGGAGCAGCAGCUGCUCGAGCUGAACAAGCGCACCGACAACAACUUACGCGCGGAGAUUGAACGCUCCAGCCUUGUGCUGAUGAGCGACAUUAGCGAGAGGCUCAAGCGGGAGAUACUCCUCACGGUGGAGGCCAAGUACAAUGGGAGCAGUCAGGUCGUGAAAUCGGAAUUGCACGAGGAUGAGGUGCGCAGCAUUGUGAAGGCCGUCCUGGCCGUUUACGAUGCGGAUAAAACGGGUCUCGUGGACUUUGCUCUGGAGUCGGCGGGCGGCCAAAUACUUUCGACACGCUGCACGGAAAGCUAUCAGACCAAGUCGGCGCAAAUCUCUGUCUUUGGCAUACCGCUCUGGUAUCCAACCAAUACGCCCCGCGUGGCCAUUUCGCCCAACGUUCAGCCCGGCGAGUGUUGGGCCUUUCAGGGCUUUCCCGGUUUUCUGGUCCUGAAGCUGAACUCCUUGGUCUAUGUCACGGGCUUUACGCUGGAGCACAUAUCGAAGAGUCUGUCGCCAACGGGACGCAUUGAUUCCGCACCGCGCAACUUUACCGUUUGGGGUCUGGAGCACGAGAAAGAUCAAGACCCAGUGCUGUUCGGUGAAUAUGAGUAUCAGGAUAAUAAGGCAUCGCUACAAUACUUUGCCGUACAAAACGUCGACAUCAAGCGUCCAUUUGAGAUCGUCGAGCUGCGCAUCGAGUCGAACCAUGGCCAACCGGACUAUACGUGUCUAUAUCGCUUUCGGGUGCACGGCAAGCCGCCAAGCACAUAGUGUACUCAGGGAUCCAGGACCCAGGUCUAACUACAAGUUCAGUCAACUGUACAUAAUUUCAGUGCCUUAAAAAGGAAACUCAACAAUACUUACAACAACCACAACUACAACAACCAUAACAACAAACAACUACUUACAAAAUCUAAAAUCUAACACUAUACAAAACGUUAGGCUAUAGUAUGUAAGUGUUUUUUGUAUGAUAAUUAAGUUUUGUAAAAUUGUAAGCAGAUAUUUUGUAUAUACCUUAAUAGUUUAGCACUAAGCUAGUUGUGUCCACAGUACAGUUGUCCCAUAAUAUUUAUUCUGAUUUAGUUGGAUUUAUGUUGCAAGAGAAUCUGUAAUGAAUACCCAGCAGAAUGCAGCACUGAGAAAAUCAAGCUAAUUUUAAAUUGUUUGCCAUUUUGAGAACGUUAUAAACUUAAUAGUCAUAGGUGUAUAACUAACUUAAUUGAGCCAUAUGCUUGCUAUAUGUUUACAACACAAUUUACUUAUUGUGUAUUAAUCUUUAGUUAUUAUUAAGUUUAUUUUAAGUUUAAGCAGAAGUACGAAAUAAUUGUAAAUGCCAUAAAAAAAUGGAAUUGAAAUUUAUAUCCUAACUUAUCCAGCCAGCAAUAAACUGAAAAUCGUUGAAAUGACAAUUCAUAAUUCAAUAGCUCAUCUGGUUAAAGAAUAAUUAUGUUCUUUCGAUAAGACUCAACAUAUCUCGAACUAAACUUUAUUUUAACACAGUUUACAUGUAUACGUUCAAAAUAUGCUUAGAAAAUGAAUCCAAAAAUAGUUACUAGCUUAACAAAUAAUUAAUAAAAUACAUAUGCUAUA
Molecule: messenger RNA, 4036 nt
Organism: Drosophila grimshawi
Lineage: Eukaryota; Metazoa; Arthropoda; Insecta; Diptera; Drosophilidae
Gene: koi
Exons: 7
Coding region: 143-3217 (1024 amino acids)
Biological process (GO): nuclear envelope organization
Cellular component (GO): meiotic nuclear membrane microtubule tethering complex; nuclear envelope
Molecular function (GO): protein-membrane adaptor activity
Source: RefSeq, a predicted model, not a curated record